Toxorhynchites rutilus septentrionalis is the source of this 573-nucleotide messenger RNA. RefSeq lists its product as uncharacterized. The record is from RefSeq and is a predicted model, not a curated record. Lineage: Eukaryota; Metazoa; Arthropoda; Insecta; Diptera; Culicidae. The coding region runs from base 1 to 573 and encodes 190 amino acids. The transcript has a single exon.
AUGAUUAUCGUUUGCAAAGACGGACAGCAGAUUUCCAAGCUUGAAAAAAAGCUUCAGCAGCGUUUUGAGAUUUCCUCUCUCGGAGAGGUGAGUCAAUUUCUUGGCAUCAAAGUGACGAAGAAUAAGCGUGGCAUGUAUUCGCUUAGUCAGAGGAGUUUUAUAAAAGAAGUUGCGGAACGAUUUGGUCUCGAUGGUGCGAAGACGUCUAAGUAUCCACUGAAUCCCGGAUAUUUCAGACAGCAGGAAGGUGACGCAUUGGCUGACAACGUACAAUAUCACAGCCUCGUCGGUGCGCUAUUGUACAUAGCAAUGAAUUCAAGACCGGAUAUAGCAGCAGCAAUAUCAAUUCUCAGCAGAAGGACCAACCAGUCGGCGCAACGUGAUUGGGUUGAAUUGAAACGAGUGGUGCGCUAUCUUGUGGCCACCGAGGAUCAUCAGCUAAGCUUGAGCAGUGACCGAACGAAGGACCUCGUGUUGAUCGGGUACAGCGAUGCUGACUGGGCUGGAGACUCAACUAAUCGGAAAUCUACCAGUGGUUUCUUAUUCCAGAUCGGCGAAGCGAGCGUAAGUUAG